CUUAACCGGAACCGACCGAGUUGAAAAAAAGUACAUGCCGAAAAAGUCACAAAGCCAAAGGCACGAUGACCGAGGCGGCACGGUUAAUCCAACAGUGGACGCUGAUGGAGGAGUGCUUGUUGGCGUCGGCUUGGGUUGACGUCUCCGAGCAUCCUAUCAUUGGUUCGGAGCAAACGAAGGAUGUGAUGUGGGAUCGUAUCGAGGAGAAGUUCUUCACGGCGAUGAACAAGGACGACACCUACCGAACCCGGGACCAACUCACUUCCAAAUGGAGCCACAUCAACCGUAAAGUCCGAAAGUUUAUCGGAGUUUACGAGGAAUGCUCCCGGUCCCGGAGGAGCGGGAUGAACGACGCCAAUGUUCUCCGACUUGCCACGGCCCGGUAUCAAGACAACGGCCACCAAGGCAAGUUGCCCAUCGAUUUUUGGAGGAUUUUGAGUCGUUCCCCAAAGUGGCAACAACUCAACAAUCCCGACGGCGGGUCGUUCCGGAAAAGAUCCUCCGUCGACGCCGAGGUUGAGGUCGACGAGACUACCGGUUCGACUGAUCAAAUCCCUUCCUUCAACGUUGUGGAUUCUGAUGACGAGGACCCCAUUCUAUGGCCGAUCGGAAGAAAGAAGGCAAAAUCCAUUGCCUCGGCUUCGGGAGGGUCCGGGUCUGUUUCCGCUUCUUCUUGCAACGAAAUCAGCCAGGAAAUGGUUGAACAACUUCGGGCGUUCAAUCUCCAAGAACAAGAGAGGUUGAAGCUAAAGGAGGAGUUGAUGCUAAAGGAGCAGGAGGCCGAGAUGAAAGUCAUGGCAACCGACCCGGGACGUUGUCGGAGAUUGGACGAAUGCUCUACGAGCAAAGAAUAAAAGAGAUCAAGGAGAAAUAUAAUUUUCCUUAGUUUUUUUAUUAUUGUAUCUUUUUUUUUAUUAUUGUCGCUUUUGUUUAUUUAAUGAAUAUAUUUUUUUAUUAUUCGUGUUUCAAUAUAAUUAAAUAAUAAAUUAUUUACAUUUUA
Cuscuta campestris is the source of this 1000-nucleotide messenger RNA. Lineage: Eukaryota; Viridiplantae; Streptophyta; Magnoliopsida; Solanales; Convolvulaceae. The record is from the annotation of a GenBank genome assembly.